Annulohypoxylon maeteangense is the source of this 1125-nucleotide messenger RNA. RefSeq lists its product as uncharacterized. The transcript is spliced from 2 exons. The record is from RefSeq and is a predicted model, not a curated record. Lineage: Eukaryota; Fungi; Ascomycota; Sordariomycetes; Xylariales; Hypoxylaceae. Gene Ontology annotation, molecular function: magnesium ion binding; holo-[acyl-carrier-protein] synthase activity. Bases 55 to 825 code for a protein of 256 amino acids.
AUUCAAGUAUUAUUUACAAUCUGGACGUCGAAUACCAAAUUCUUUUUCUUCAUCAUGGGACUUCCUAAAGUCCCAACUCUGAGCGUUGGCACAGAUAUUUGCCAAAUAUCUAGAAUCCUCGCGAUCCUGAUGAAUGAGAGUGGAUCUAAAUUUGUUCGUCGCAUUCUUACCGAAGAGGAAAUGAAUCUCGAGAGGGGCAAAUCGAUUCUUAGCGCCGUCUCUCACAAGCGACAUACAUUAAGGAACCCGUUGAAGUAUAAAGCAGAAUAUGGUAGAUCGUCUCAGUCAACUAUCAAAGCAUUGGAAAAGGCGGCCCAGUACAUGGCUGGCAGAUGGGCAGCGAAGGAAGCAGUUAAAAAGGCCUACACCGUCCGCAGGAUAAAUUUCCUUGAUAUCGAGAUCAAGUACGAGCCAGAGCUGAUUCAUGGCAAAAACGCUGGAAAGCGUCCCAAUCCGGAGCUUACCCCAGAGGAACCUUUGGACUUGGAGGAAACUCCCGAAACUCCUGAGACCCCUGAGAUUCCCGAAUCUCCUGAAUCUUCUGAAUCUGUUGACUCUCCUAAAAAUGAAAAGGAUACAUCAUUAUUGCUAGGAUUCAAACCUAUAUACACCAACUGGGGACCGCCAAUCGCCAUCAUUCUCGGCAAGGGCGUCUACGAAGAUCAAUAUGUGCGCAUUAGUAUUAGCCACGACGGAGACUACGCCAUAGCUUCAUGUGUGGUGGAUUUAACAGAACCAAAACGCUUGAAGAGCGAAGAGCCAGAUAAAAGUCAAACUGAAGCGGAUCAAGCCAAAAUCCAAGAUCCCUCUGUAUCCGGUAUAUAGGCUGGUUUAUCUUCUGGAUAUGUACAAGGGGGGCCUCAGACAAUGGGAACUUAGGUCUGGUACUGCAUUCCGGGCAGGUUGGGGAAGAUAUUGAAACUAGGGGAUAAAUGAAAAAUUCGGUAUUUUCACCUCAAAAUCACGGGGUUGCUAUCAGUAAUGGGGGCUGAGAACUGUAAAUACAAAGACACUGGUUAUAUACGGCACUUAAACCCCAGGCUUGAUGGAUAUGGCCUUUAUGCAUUCAUACAUAUGUAAGAAAUGCAAGACACAAAUAGUUAACAUCUUUUUCCCGCUCCUUUA